Molecule: messenger RNA, 624 nt
Organism: Brugia malayi
Lineage: Eukaryota; Metazoa; Nematoda; Chromadorea; Rhabditida; Onchocercidae
Gene: Bma-mrpl-13
Product: 39S ribosomal protein L13, mitochondrial, putative
Exons: 4
Coding region: 1-624 (207 amino acids)
Biological process (GO): translation; negative regulation of translation
Cellular component (GO): ribosome; mitochondrial large ribosomal subunit
Molecular function (GO): mRNA binding; structural constituent of ribosome
Source: RefSeq, a predicted model, not a curated record
AUGGGUAUUGGUCGAAUGCGUCGAGUGCAACAAUGGUUAUUGUUUGCUCGCCAAUGGCAUCUUGUAGACGCUACCGGCCAGGAUGUUUGGUUACUUGGCAAGAAGGUUGCAAAUUUUUUAGCUGGUAAGCAUAAACCGAUUUACCAUCCAUUUACCGAUUGUGGUGAUCAUGUUGUGGUUAUAAAUUGUAAGAAUGUUGCAAUGCAUGGUUUCAAUUGGAAAAAUCAACGGUUUUUCUUUGAUAAAGAAAUGCCGAAAUCAAAGGUUGAAUAUCCAGCUUGGCAAAUUCAGGAUUUCGAUCCGUGCAGAAUAAUGCAUAUGACGGUGUAUAAAGGUCUUGAUCAUAAUCAACUCCGUAAACGAUUAAUCGAAAGAUUGCAUCUGUUUGCGGAUGAUCAGAUCCCAACUUUUGUGCGAAAAAACAUCGGGAAUCAGAUGGAGCAAGUGCAGCGUGUUGCGAAACGAUCCGAUGAAUAUACAGCGGAAGAAAGAGCGAAAUUUCCAAGACUCUUUAAAUUUGGGGAGAACCAUUUCAUUGAUUGGGAACGACCAGUAGAAGAUCCUGGCCAGUGGACCGGAAAAGAUAGAUCUCCGUUCAAUCCUUAUUAUCAGAACAAAUCAUGA